Molecule: messenger RNA, 2744 nt
Organism: Olea europaea var. sylvestris
Lineage: Eukaryota; Viridiplantae; Streptophyta; Magnoliopsida; Lamiales; Oleaceae
Product: protein AUXIN SIGNALING F-BOX 2-like
Exons: 3
Coding region: 813-2552 (579 amino acids)
Biological process (GO): SCF-dependent proteasomal ubiquitin-dependent protein catabolic process
Cellular component (GO): SCF ubiquitin ligase complex
Molecular function (GO): protein binding
Source: RefSeq, a predicted model, not a curated record
UGUCUCUCUCCAUCGAGCUAACACCCACCGUCAGAUCUUAUUCUUAGCAUGGUUAAGAAAUGGAGACCCAAGUUUACUACAGUCUCUUUCUCUUUCUUCUCUCUCAUGAUGAAAUGGGUCUGGUGCUCAGUUUUUGAGUGAGAAAGUGUACAGAUAUAGAUAUAGAGAGAGAAGAGAGAGGCUUUGGAUUUUCUCUUUUUGAUGAGUGAUUAUAAUCGCUCGGGGAAUUUGCUUUGUUUUUAUGCUGUUCUUGGUUGUGAAAUUUGAUUCUUUUUUGCUAUAAAUGGGAAUUUAGCUUAGUUUUUCUCCGAUCUGUGACUUUUCAUUCCAAUCUGUUAUUGUAUUUCCCGUUUUUUAAUCAAUUUUUUUUUUCCCGUUCAAAUCUUUAAUCUACACCCUUUGAUUUUUGGAUGAUGAUGGUAGAGGUCCGAAUUAUCUCAGUUCCUUGUCCUAUAAUUUCCUGUCGAGAAAAAAAUUGUUUUAUUCUUUUCCCCUCUUUGUUUAUUUCAGAUCUAAUCUGAAAGUCGAAGAGAACCCAGAGAAGUUAAGCUCUCCAUUUGUAUCUUCAUUUUGUGCCAAAAAUCUUUAGAUCUAGCCUGCAUCUUGUAUAUUGCAGCUCAGAUGCACCGAAAAAACUCUUAUUUUUGAAUUUAAAAAUCCGUAGUUUUAUCGUACUUCACGUUCAAUGAGUACUACAUAGUAUAUUAGUUGAUUAGUAGCUUUCCGGGUUUUUCACCCCCCCAAAAAUCACAUAUAUUUUGGGAGAGCCGUGUUAUUUAAAGAUCGGGUCAGCUAGGGUAAAAAAGGAACAGAUGCAUUCAUUUCAGAGUAUGCUGAAUUACUUCCCUGAGGAAGUAUUAGAGCAUGUAUUCGACUUUUUGACAUCGCAUCGGGACCGAAAUGCUGUGUCUUUGGUUUGCAAGUCCUGGUAUGCGGUCGAGAGAUUCAGCAGAGAGAAGGUUUUCGUAGGCAACUGCUACGCCAUCAGCCCGGAGAGGCUGAUUGCGAGGUUCCCAAGGUUUCGGUCGUUAACGCUAAAAGGGAAGCCCCAUUUUGCCGAUUUCAACUUGGUCCCCAAUGACUGGGGCGGAUACGUGCAACCCUGGAUCGAGUCCAUAGUGAGAGGCGGUGUGAAUCUCGAGGAACUAAGGCUGAAGAGGAUGUUGGUUUCUGAUGAAAGCCUCGAGCUGCUUGCAACUUUUUUCCCCAAUUUCAAGUCUUUGGUUUUGGUUAGCUGUGAAGGAUUCACCACGGAUGGUCUUGCUGCCAUUGCAUCAAAUUGCAGGUUUCUUAGGGAGCUGGACUUGCAAGAAAAUGAAGUUGAGGACCGAAGAGGGCAGUGGCUUAGCUGCUUUCCUGACAGCUGCACUUCUCUUGUCUCUUUGAAUUUUACAUGCCUCAAGGGAGAAGUUAAUUUGGCGUCUCUAGAGAGAUUGGUUGCAAGAUGUCGUAAUCUUAGAAGUCUGAGGGUUAACAAUGCAGUGCCUCUUGAUGCUCUCCAGAGAAUUUUAGCACAAGCACCACAACUAGUGGAUUUAGGGACUGGGUCGUUUGUCCACGAUCCCGACACAGAGUCAUAUAACAAAUUAGAAACUUCUAUGCAGAAGUGUACGUCAAUCACAAGCUUGUCAGGGUUCUUGGAUGUCUCUGCACGCUGCUUGCCUGCCGUUUACCCGAUUUGCGGACAAUUGACUUCGUUGAAUCUGAGCUAUGCUCCAGGAAUCUAUAGUGAUGAGCUUGUAAAGUUAAUUUGCUACUGCAACAGAUUAGAGCGACUAUUGGUUUUAGAUACCAUUGGGGAUAAAGGGCUCGGUGUUGUGGCCUCAUCUUGUAAAGAACUGCAGGAAUUGAGAGUCUUCCUAUCCGAUGUCUAUGGCAUUGGCAAUACAGCUGUAACUGAAGAAGGAUUAGUUGCGAUAUCAGCUGGUUGUCCCAAGCUCAAUUCAAUACUCUAUUUCUGUCAGCAGAUGACCAAUGAAGCACUCAUUAUGGUUGCCAAAAAUUGCCCCAAUUUCAUUCGCUUCCGACUGUGCACGCUUAACCCAACUGUACCGGAUGCCAUAACCAUGCAACCAUUAGAUGAAGGUUUUGGGGCAAUUGUCAAAUCAUGCAAGGAUCUUAAGCGGCUAUCUAUCUCUGGCCUCCUGACUGAUCAAGUUUUCCUUUACAUUGGAAGGUAUGCUAAGCAGCUUGAAAUGCUUUCGAUAGCCUUUGCUGGAGAUAGUGACAAGGGAAUGCUCUGUGUGUUGAAUGGAUGCAAGAAGCUCAAGAAGCUGGAGAUCAGGGAUUGCCCCUUUGGCAAUGUGGCACUUCUAGCGGACAUGGGGAAGUAUGAAACAAUGCGAUCCCUUUGGAUGUCGUCCUGUGAAGUGACCUUUGGAGCUUGCAAAACCCUUGCCCGGAAGAUGCCAAGGCUCAACGUUGAGAUCAUUAAUGAAAAUGACCAGAUUGAGGCUAGUUUUGAUGAUAAGCAGAAAGUAGAGAAAAUGUACCUGUAUAGGACAUUGGUUGGGCCCCGGAAAGAUGCACCAGGUUUUGUGUGGACGUUGUAGCUGCAUUUUGCUUGUAUCAUUCAUUUUUCUGUAUCAUUUAGCUGUAUUUUGUUGACCAAGUGUUCAUGUUGCUAGUUCAAUGGUGUGGUUCAAUAGUUCUUUAUUGUUUAUUAAUUUAAACUUAAGUUCUGUAAUUUUUGUUGAUAUUGACCAUUUUCAGUGCUAUCAAAUUACUGGUGAACUACAUUUAAA